UGCUAUGUGCACUCACUGCGGUAGGGGGCAGUAUGUGUGCACUCGGUCUGUGUCUGACCGUAGUUGGAAUUGCGAAGAAUAAGAAACAACACCGUGUCUGGUUUCCGAUUUAAAAAUUGAUCUUCAGUCCACAGAGGAAACAGAAGCAUAAUAUUUCAAAAUUUUUUAGAAUUAAUGUACAAUGGAUGGUAAUCAGGGUGAUGCUGAGGAUGAACUUCCAUCACUGCUGUGGGGAUUGGACCCUGUGUUUUCUGCCUAUGCCCAGCUUUACAUUAAAGACAUCCUACAGAUGAGAGAGUCUCAACAAGUUCCAGGAAUCUACUUCUAUAAAACUCACCCGCUGUUCCAAGUGGAUGUACUGGGAACUGUGGUGUACAGGAAGGAGAGAGAUGACUUUUAUUGUUAUGGAGUGGAUGACAGUACUGGAGUCAUCAACUGUCUCUGCUGGAAAGAUGAGAAUUUGCAAGAUCUUAGAGACUCAUUAACAGGAGAUAAAGACCCUACUGGAGAUGGUUUUAACAUAGAGGAGCAGCUGAGGAAGCUCCUGGAGGCACAACGAAUCAGCACAGUGGUGGAGAUUGGAGAUCUGCUUCGAGUUCGCGGAUCCCUUAAAACCUCGCGAGAGCAGAGAGAGAUCACGGCCUCCUUGUUUUAUAAAGUGAAUGAUCCUGUGAUGAGCAUGCAGAUCUCCCGGAUGUUGGAGAUGCCCCAGCUUUACAGAGACUGCUAUGACAAACCAUUCCAUGUCCCAUCCACUGAGCUUAGUGCAAGCUCUACUGACCCCUCAAGUUUCCAGUGUAUUCUGGCUCAGGCUGUGUACAUUUUGAAGGAGUUCCUAAAAGAGAAGGAGGUGACCAGGUUUCGACCCUAUGAUGUUGAGUACCUUUUACACCCUCUGAUCCAACAGCCUUCUACAGACACGUCAGAGGAACAGGAGCCUGGUUCUCUUCAGUCGACGGUUCCUUCACAGAUCAGGAACCUUCUCAAAGAGACACUGAAGAUUUUGCAGGUGGAGGGAGAGAUAUUCCGCAAAGUACUGUCUCAGGAUGAGGUGUACAAUGUAACUGAACAUGACAAAGAUCUGCUUGCAGCGAUUUGUGACAUCUUGAGAGAGGAUUGCAAAGUAGAGAAAUAUGCUGAGAAGGGUUGCCAUGUGCUUCAUAUCUUGUCCAGUGUGAGGCAGCGUUAUAGCCGUAACCUGAACAAAGAGGCCCUGGAUGUGGUGCUAAAGUUCUUGGAGUGUAACAGUGAAAUUAUCAGUACAUCAGAUGCCCAUUACACUAUUUUAUAAUAUCAGAGUUCUGGGAAAUGUUCACGCCAGAAAUCUUAAUUAUAUCCAAUUAGAGAAAAGUCUAUAGAGUGUCUUAAAGUGUCUGGUUCAGUCUUUAUUGGGCUGUGUAAGUGCUUGCUGUGUGUGGAUGAUAUGCUGUUGAUCGAUUUGCUACAGAGAGCAAUCUGUCAAUGUACAUGCUGUGAUUUUUCUAAAUUGGAUUGUAAACAUGUUCAAUUUAUGCUUAUUUAAGACAGCAUUUAAUUCAAUCUAUAGAACAAAAUCUACACACCUUUAUAUAUCAGUUCUCUAUAUAUUAUGCCCUGCAGUAAAAUAAAGAAAGGAAAUAUUUUUGUGAUUAAAAAAGAUAUUUGGUAUUAAAGUGUAUCUUUUAGUUGUAAAAUUAUGAUGAUGCACCAGAGUUUGUUUUUGCAAUAAUUAUUGUUAUUUAAAAGUUUAGUUAUUUAGGUUUGAGAAGAGCUUUUACAAAGAUAAUACAGUGGUAUUGUUAGUCAUAAGACAACAUCGCAAUACUUGUUUUUCUUCACAUUUUAAAGAACGAGUCUUAAAAUAUGGUAGGAAACGUGUGUAACAUUUUUCCAAUCACUAACUACUUCAUCGACUAUGAAAGAAUGUGUACACCGCAUGAGUGGAGAUUAUUCCGCUGAAACAUGGCCACAGGGGGGCGCCAUGACCAAAUGAAUAGCCAGCUGUUCGUGAGCACAUCUGUAUCCAUGCAGUUUAGUUGGGCUGCCGUCCUAUUGGCAGCGGAUCAUCUGUCUAAUCGAAUAAAUUGUUUUGUUUUAUCAA
Molecule: messenger RNA, 2080 nt
Organism: Silurus meridionalis
Lineage: Eukaryota; Metazoa; Chordata; Actinopteri; Siluriformes; Siluridae
Gene: stn1
Product: STN1 subunit of CST complex
Exons: 11
Coding region: 182-1291 (369 amino acids)
Biological process (GO): DNA replication; telomere capping; double-strand break repair via homologous recombination
Cellular component (GO): CST complex; site of double-strand break; chromosome, telomeric region
Molecular function (GO): single-stranded telomeric DNA binding
Source: RefSeq, a predicted model, not a curated record